Sorex fumeus (smoky shrew) is the source of this 843-nucleotide messenger RNA. RefSeq names its product sterile alpha motif domain containing 10 (gene SAMD10). Gene Ontology annotation, biological process: cell surface receptor protein tyrosine kinase signaling pathway. The transcript is spliced from 5 exons. Gene Ontology annotation, cellular component: cytoplasmic side of plasma membrane. The record is from RefSeq and is a predicted model, not a curated record. Gene Ontology annotation, molecular function: protein binding. NCBI's taxonomy places the organism in Eukaryota, Metazoa, Chordata, Mammalia, Eulipotyphla, Soricidae. Bases 93 to 701 code for a protein of 202 amino acids.
CCCGCUGCCCGCCGGGCGCCGGGCGGACACACCCAUGCGGGAGGGACGGGCGGGCCGCGGGCGCGCCGCACCUGCCCGGCCGGCGCGGGCCCAUGUUCCCCGAGCUGCGGAGCCGGCCGGGGCCCCCGCGGGGUCGCGCCGCGGCGGUGCGCGCGGGCCUCGGGGAGCGCCGCGAGGCGGACGCCACUGCCCACUUCAGCUUCUGCCGGACCCUCCUGGAGCACACAGUGUCGGCGGAAAGCAUCCCCUGCCCACUGCCCCGGGCUCCGGGCAGCAGCCUCACGUGGCAUGACUCUCGGAGCCAGAAGGCAGCUGGCGGCCACGCUGUCAAGCUCCUGCAGCAGCCUGGCACCCAGGCCCCCCAGGGCCGGCUGUACCCCGACCACUGCGGCCUGUACCACACGAGCCCCUCGCUGGGCGGCCUGACCAGGCCGGUCGUCCUGUGGACGCAGCAGGACGUCUGCAAGUGGCUCAAGAAGCACUGUCCUCACAACUACCUCGUCUACGUGGAGGCCUUCUCCCAGCACGCCAUCACGGGCCGGGCCCUGCUGCGCCUGAACGCCGAGAAGCUGCAGCGCAUGGGGCUGGCGCACGAGGCGCAGCGGCAGGAGGUGCUGCAGCAGGUCCUGCACCUGCAGGUGCGGGAGGAGGGGCGGAGCCUGCAGCUGCUCAGCCAAGCUCCCUUCGGAAGCCGGGCCUAGCCCGCCCGACGCCCACCGCGGACCCCAGCACUGUGACCAGCGCGAGGACGAGGCGCCGCCCACCGGGCGGGCGGGUCUCCGGCGGGACCCCGUUGCAUGCGCGGCGGCCCGGCUGCCGGUCUGGCCGCGACCCUGCUCCCCG